Messenger RNA from Cheilinus undulatus (humphead wrasse), 3417 nucleotides. It is a transcript of the gene dusp22a, whose product is annotated as dual specificity phosphatase 22a. Gene Ontology annotation, cellular component: cytosol. Gene Ontology annotation, biological process: positive regulation of JNK cascade; regulation of cell population proliferation; protein dephosphorylation. The coding region runs from base 542 to 1162 and encodes 206 amino acids. The record is from RefSeq and is a predicted model, not a curated record. Gene Ontology annotation, molecular function: protein tyrosine/serine/threonine phosphatase activity. The transcript has 7 exons. Lineage: Eukaryota; Metazoa; Chordata; Actinopteri; Labriformes; Labridae.
UGUUGAAGAAAACUCUUUUUAAAUGUCGACUGGUCAAACGGGAGAAAGUUCUUUGGUGUAAUGAGACUAAAAUGAUGUUUUUUGGCCAUCAGACAAGAUGCUUAUGUUACCAAAAAUUGCAUGGCCAGUGCUAAAAAAAAUUGAUAUGGCAAUAUGUUGUUACGCACACCUUGCCGAUACACGUACUGAUAUUAUACGUAAUAGCCUGAUAGCCUGUAUCUGUAAGCGAUGUCAGUUUUUUUUAACACAAGUCACCCCCCCCCAUUGUGCAGUCAAUAAAAAUGCCAGCAGAGGGCAGCAGUGAUAUCAGUGUUAACGUAUACACCGUGGUGCAGUCAACACUAUGCCCAGCAGAGGGCAGCAGUCACAGAACUGCAGUAUGCAGCCGAAGCGCACGUCUCACUCCUCCUCAGACUGAAACAAGUUUGUACUCAGACCGUGAACACAGACAUUGAUUAUCUACUGCUCACAGACUACAAUAAAGAUACAGGAUUAAUCGGGUUUCUUCAAACAGCAGUCAUUCAGGAGCUGGGCACGAGUCAUGAGCUCUAACAAGGUUGUUGAUGGGCUUUACCUUGGAAACAUAAGAGAUGCAGAAAACAGGGAAAGUCUUUCUAAGAAUGGCAUCACCCACAUCCUGUCAGUGUACAACAACGCCAAGCCAGUGUUUGAGGACAAGACGUACCUCUGUAUUCAUGCUGCUGAUGCUUCCAACCAGAACCUAUUACAGCAUUUUAAAGAGUGCAUCAGCUUCAUCCAUGAGUGCCGCCUAAAUGGUGGAUCUUGUCUUGUCCACUGCCUUGCAGGUGUGUCCCGCAGCACCACCAUGGUGGUGGCCUACCUGAUGACCGUCACCCACUACAGCUGGGAAGAGUGUCUGUCUGCGGUUAAGGCUGUGCGCUCCUUUGUCGGCCCAAACUAUGGCUUCCAGCAGCAGCUGCAGGAGUACCAGAUGACACAAGUCUCAGAGUACCGAGCCUGGUUACGGGCCAGUUUCCAUCCCAGUCCAUUUAAUGACCAGGAGCAAGUGGGGGCGCUGCUGAGCCAGUACACAGAGCAGCAGGAGAGCCAAAGAAGAGGAGGAGACCACCGCUGGAUAAGUCAGGGUGUAGGUGUGUGUGCUAUGCCAUCUAACUCUGACGGUCAUGAAGGCAGCAGCUGAAACACGGGCAUUGGGUCGUGCCAAAGUCCUGCCAAACUCUGUCUGGAAAUGACAGAAGUUAUUUUUCUGCACUCGGUUUUAAAUCAACCCCUGAGCCGUAUCAAACUUUAAGGCCUUUAUACAACUAUGGAAACCUAGGAUUAAAAAAAUGUCACCUACAAAGCCAUUAUAUGUUUUAUCCCCUCACUUCUGUCUUUUAGGACCUGGGGUUGAUUUAAAAUUGAGCUUCAGAAUUUUCUCCACUACCAGUACCGCCCAUGUCUCCUUAACUGAGAAAAGCCACAACAGGGGUCUCGGUGCUCACAGACGCCUUACUUUAAUCACCUCUGCACCUUAGCCAUAAUGAAUAAACCAUACUUCCAUGUGGACUCUAUUCACCUGCAGCUUGCUAGCCUUAAAGUUAAGGCUAUCAUAUGAUCUCUUAAAGGAAUAUUUUGCCUCUCAUAAAGUGGAUGUCUAAUCUUUGAAUAUGCACAGUGACGUCCUCAAAACUGCCGCAAAUUUCAUGCCAGUAAUCAAUCUAAUUUUCUUGAAACACCAGUUCUUUUUAAUGUGUCUAGCUGAAAGAAACUGUGUUGCUUGAUUUACAAGCAACUUAAUGCAAAAAGCAUUGCACAUAGGAGUUAAACUCCAAAAAGAUAGUCCAGGCUAUAUUUGCAACUACUGGUUAGGUCAAUUAUUGAACAAUCUGCUUGUUAUUUCUACAAUAAAUCAGUUAGUUUUAGUGGAUGCAAUUGCAUAGGUUUGUAAAAGAAGCUGAUAACAAAAGCCCAAUGUAACAUCUUCAGAUGUACUCCUUUUUUCCUAAUUAACCAUCCAAAAUACACAGACACAGUAAAACAACAAAGAAAGCACCUCUGCACAUCUACAGUGAAGUAUCACUACAGUAGAAUGUACAAUUUUUUUCAUUUGACCAGUAAAGUUAGGUCAUGUUGGCAAUUGCAGCUACACUAGCCACUUAAAGAUGUUGUAUUGCAGAUUAUCUAUCGCCGUUGCACAUCACUGCCCAUGGAGUAAAGAUCAUUUGUUUAUGUGCAGUUAUACACUGGAUCUGUACACUAUAAGAUAUGUGCAUGCAUGCAAAAGUGUUUCACUGAUGACAAUCAGCCCUGCAAUGACACACAAGAUCCAGGUCCACGAAAACAGUUCACACUAUCUUCUGUGCUGUUUUUACAACGCUACAACCAAGCCCUUCUUUCUAACAUUAAUAAUAGAGCACUUUUCAAAACCAAAGUUACAAAGUGCUUUACAAGGACAGAGGAAUGAAACAGGUAGGCCAUAAAGUCACAAGUAAGGACAGUGAUUCAGAAGUGACUUGAAAUUAGAGUCUGGUGUGUUGUCUUGCACUUAAGAGGAAUUUAAGCAAGAAAACCCUCUGUAACACUUCCUGCCAGGUGGGACAUGUUGAGGAACCUUCAGUGAUGUGGGCACCAAGGAAUGAGAUUUUUGUCCAUAAUAUUUACCUCUUUACUAUUUAGACAUAGUACAGGUUGUAUGGUCUCCUAAAGUUCGCAGUUAUCCCUGAUAUAGCGGUGCUCAGGUCCAUGUUGUUUUCUGAACACCACUCUUGGACCUCCUCACUGUGGUCUGUGCCCUUGUUGUUUGCAUUGAACCGCACCAUAGCUGUGUUGUUUUAAAACUUCACUAUAGUAUGCCUAAGACCCAUGUGUACAUGAGAACCUGCACAAACAAGAAACAUAGUGACUUCCUAUCCCUCAAUGUGGUCGUGUACCUUGUGAGGAAAUACCUUCAUGCUUGGUUGUCAGUUUCCACGCAGGAGUUGGCACAACAUAUGUGCCAACAAAACUGUGCUACGUUAUCUCUUGAUUUUUGAUAAGCCUGAUCUUGUAAAAGCUCAGAAAUCCACACUGCUUUAACCACUGAGAUACACACAGCUAGGGUUAACGUAUCAAGCUAAUUUCAAAAUUGGCAGAAUGUUCCUUUAAGCAGGUGACACUGAUAAUCUACAUGAAGUACGGCAGAAUAAAACUUUAACUACACAUGAAGGAUUUUUAUAGUCCUAAAGCUUGAGUCUUCCUGAUUUUACUGAAGCUCUGAUUUACGUUUUAUUGUGAAAAGCUCAUUUUAAGGUGAUUGUGUACAUGGAUUAUUUCAGCUGUGUUAAUUGCAUAUUUAUGGUGUUUUUGUUCUUUUUUUUUUUUUGAUAAAAUGCAGUGAUUGAAAGAUAAUAUGAAAAUGCUAAUAAAUCUGUACUAUCUACACUAUACGUCUGUGUGGAUAAAAAUAAAUCCUAA